Aspergillus luchuensis is the source of this 4332-nucleotide messenger RNA. RefSeq lists its product as uncharacterized. Gene Ontology annotation, cellular component: membrane. Gene Ontology annotation, molecular function: ABC-type transporter activity; ATP hydrolysis activity; ATP binding. The record is from RefSeq and is a predicted model, not a curated record. Lineage: Eukaryota; Fungi; Ascomycota; Eurotiomycetes; Eurotiales; Aspergillaceae. Gene Ontology annotation, biological process: transmembrane transport. Bases 1 to 4332 code for a protein of 1443 amino acids. The transcript has 4 exons.
AUGCUUACAGCACCUGCUCCUGAGGGGCCUGGCAAUGAGGAAAAGGAACACCAUGAUUCCACCAGCACGCUGUCCGGACACGAGCAAGAAGAGCUCAGGAAAAUAGCGUCUCGACAAUCAGCAGCAUCAACCGCAGCAGGUAGAAGCUUGAAGCAGGACUUUGCAUCGCUUAUAGACCCCACGAGUCCUCACUUCGACUUAUCCCAAUGGAUGCUUCAUCAAGUGCAACAAUUCGAAGGGGACAGCAGCGCACGGAAAACGGGAGUUGUAUUCAAAGAUGUUACUGUGCAGGGAAGCGGAUCCGAGAUUCAAACUCAACACACAGUUCUAUCCUCAGUCUAUGCUCCUAUCCUGGGGGGUACGUUCAGUCGUGGCCCUAAAACCUCCAAGACAAUAUUACACGAUGUUCAUGGACAUGUCGAGCAGGGCGAGAUGCUUCUCGUGCUCGGCCGGCCAGGAGCUGGUUGCUCUACCAUGCUGAAAACCAUUUCAGCGGAGACGAACGGACUCGACCUGUCGUCAAAUUCAGUCAUUUCUUACAAUGGAAUACCACAACCCUUGAUGAAGAAGAAUUUCAAGGGCGAGCUUCUCUACAACCAGGAAGUUGAGAAACAUUUCCCCCAUCUAACGGUCGGCGAAACACUCAACUUCGCAGCAGCAGCACGUACCCCUCGACUUCUCCCGAAUGAAAUGUCGAGAAAGGAAUACAUCAGGCAUAUGAGGGACGUUGUGAUGGCAGUCUUCGGUCUGUCACAUACCGUCAACACAAAAGUUGGUUCUGAUUUUGUCCGGGGCGUCAGUGGAGGUGAGAGAAAGCGAGUAUCUAUCGCAGAAAUGGCCUUGGCUGGCUCGCCACUCUGUUGUUGGGAUAAUGCUACACGCGGCCUUGAUUCUGCGUCGUCUUUGGACUUCGUCAAGGCGCUAAAGACGAGCUCGAGGAUCUUUGGUACUACUCAUGUUGCGACACUCUAUCAACCCUCGCAAGCCGUAUACAAUUGCUUUGACAAGGUUAUGGUCCUCUACCAAGGGCAUGAGAUAUACUUUGGCCCUACCACAGACGCGAAGCAGUAUUUCGAAGAUAUGGGCUGGUAUUGUCCUGCUAGACAAACGACCGCAGACUUUCUGACGAGUAUAACCAACCCAAGUGAGCGGCAAGCACGGGAAGGGUAUGAAGCGAAGGUCCCGCGGACUCCCGAGGAGUUCGAAGUGCAUUGGAGGAGCAGCGCGAGCUACAAGCGACUGGGUCAUGACAUCUCAAGCCACGAGGCGAGAUUUGGUGCUGACUGUGGCGCUACCGAAGCAUUCAAGCAAAGUCAUGCCAAACGUCAGGCUCGGUACGCACGGUCAAGCUCCCCGUAUUUGAUCGAUAUCCCGACACAGAUUGGGAUAUGUGCUUCCCGGUUUUACCAACGUGUCUGGAAUGACAUUCCUUCCACAUUAACUUUGAUGAUUGGUCAGGUCGUUUUUUCCAUCAUCAUUGGGUCUCUAUUCUAUGGAGGCGCGUUCGGAACCGAGGAUUUCACUCUGAAGAUGUCAGCAUUGUUCUUUGCCAUUCUGCUUAACUCGCUUUUGACUGUCACUGAGAUUCAAAAUCUCUAUGCACAGCGGCCGAUCGUCGAAAAACAGGCUUCGUAUGCAUUUUAUCACCCUUUCACGGAGGCUUUAGCGGGAGUUUGUGCCGAUAUCCCUAUAAAGGUCGGAUGCAGCCUUAUAUUCAACAUCGUGUUCUACUUCAUGUGCGGGUUUCGAUACGAGGCUGGUCCAUUCUUUGUUUUCUACCUGUUUGUCACCAUGGCUCUGCUUUGUAUGAGUCAAAUCUUUCGCUCCCUGGCUGCGGCGACUAAGGCGAUCCCUCAGGCACUCGCUGCUGCCGGAGUCAUCCUACUCGCCACUGUUAUCUAUACCGGCUACCUGCUUCCCCUACCCAGCAUGCACCCUUGGUUCAAGUGGAUCUCUUACAUCAAUCCACUAAGAUAUGCAUUUGAAGCGCUGGCUGUGAACGAAUUCCAUGGACGUGAUUUCCCCUGUUCGGACCUGGUACCACUCUACCCCGGGUUGACUAACGGAUCAGGUACCUACUUUAUAUGUGCUGCAAAGGGUGUGGUAGCUGGAGAGCUAUAUGUAAACGGAGAUAACUUUCUCUCCGUGAGCUACGGGUACGAAUACAGCCACCUUUGGAGGAAUUUCGGUAUCCUCUGCGCUUUCAUCAUUGCUUUUCUCGCCUUGUAUCUGUUACUCACUGAGAUCAACUCACAAAUUUCAUCCACGGCGGAGAGUCUUGUCUUCCGACAUGGUCGCAUUCCCGUUGCCUUGGAGAAAUCUGCAAAAGACCCGAAGGCCGCCAAUAUCAGCGCAAGUCAAGGACAAGAGGCGGCAGGCGAAGAGGUAAUGCCACCGCAUCAGGACACAUUUAUGUGGCGUGAAGUCUGCUAUGAUAUCAAGAUCAAAAAGGAGGAGCGCCGCUUGUUGGAUAAAGUCAGUGGAUGGGUGGAGCCUGGCACCCUGACUGCAUUGAUGGGUGUCUCGGGGGCUGGAAAAACAACACUACUGAACGUCCUCGCCCAACGUACUUCAACAGGAGUCAUCACAGGCGAUAUGCUAGUAAACGGCUCUCCUCUCUCUGCUAGCUUCCAGCGCAGCACUGGCUAUGUUCAGCAACAGGACUUACAUCUUCAUACUGCGACCGUUCGUGAGUCUUUAAGGUUUUCGGCACUGCUGCGUCAGCCUAAAUCAGUCCCCGUCCAGGAAAAAUACGACUUUGUCGAAAAAGUCAUCACCAUGCUCGGAAUGGAAGAAUUCGCAGAAGCAGUGGUAGGCUUUCCGGGUGAAGGGUUGAAUGUCGAGCAACGGAAGCUUCUGACCAUUGGCGUUGAGCUUGCCGCAAAGCCCGCUUUACUCAUCUUCCUCGAUGAGCCAACCUCCGGCUUGGAUAGCCAGUCGUCAUGGACUAUUAUCGCGCUUUUGCGUCGGCUCGCAUCUAGUGGACAGGCUAUUCUUUGUACGAUUCAUCAGCCAUCAGCCAUGCUGUUCCAGCAAUUUGAUCGGUUAUUGUUCCUGGCUAAAGGCGGUCGUACCGUUUACUUUGGUGAUAUCGGACCAAAUUCACGCACAAUGCUGGAUUACUUCGAGACAAAAGGUGCGAGGAGAUGCAACGACUCUGAAAAUCCAGCCGAGUACAUUCUCGAGAUUGCAGGUGCAGGGGUGAAUGGCAAAGCCGAACAGGAUUGGCCGACUGUGUGGAAGGAAAGUUCUGAAUAUACCCAAAUGAUGAGUGCUCUGGAGAAAAAGUGCUCGGCCGUGGGAUACUCGAAUAAUGCCGACAAUCAAGGUGAAUCAGAAGGAACUGAAGACGCCUUUGCGAUGCCUUUCAGGGAUCAAUUCGCUGCUGUCCUCCGCCGGAUUUUCCAGCAGUACUGGCGGUCUCCCGAAUACAUCUAUGGCAAGCUGGCCUUGGGCAUCCUGUCAGCCCUCUUCGUAGGCUUCUCGUUUUACAUCCCCGGUACCUCCCAACAAGGCUUACAGUCGUCCAUUUUCUCUGUUUUUAUGAUCACAGCAAUCUUCACCGCACUGGUUCAGCAGAUUAUGCCUCAGUUUAUUUUCCAGCGAGACCUUUAUGAGGUCCGAGAACAACCGUCGAAGACCUACCACUGGGCAGCCUUCCUAGGCGCCAAUCUAAUAGCUGAGAUCCCUUACCAAAUUUUCGUCGCUAUCCUGGUCUAUGCAAGCUUUGUGUACCCCGUCUACGGCGUCGCAGACUCCCAGCGCCAGGGGAUCAUGCUCCUCUUGAUCAUCCAGUUCUUCAUCUACGGAUCGACCUUUGCGCACGCGGUGGUUGCCGUUCUGCCUGAUGCCGAGACAGCUGGACUCAUUGCCACCAUGCUGUUUAACAUGACACUUGUCUUCAACGGAAUCCUCGUUCCUCGCGUCGCGCUUCCUGGUUUCUGGGAUUUCAUGUAUCGCAUCUCGCCAAUGACCUACCUCGUGAAUGCCAUCAUUGCCUCGGGUGUGAGCGGUCGUGCGGUCAACUGCUCCGAGAAGGAACUGAGUGUCUUCAGCGUUGCCCCUGGGUUUGAUACUUGCGGGCAAUACUUGGAAGCCUACCUCGAAGCGGCCGGUACUGCCGCAGGUAAGCUUCUCAACCCGGAGAGCACAGACCAAUGCAAGUAUUGUACGCUUCAAACCGCUGAUCAGUUCCUGGCGAGUCGGGAUAUAUACUAUGACCAGCGGUGGCGGAACUUUGGGCUCCUUUGGGCAUACAUUGCUUUCAAUGCUGCAUUUGCUUUUGCUAUCUACUAUCUUUGUCGGGUGAGGUCGUGGAAGAGCAAAGCCUGA